Molecule: messenger RNA, 2538 nt
Organism: Prorocentrum cordatum
Lineage: Eukaryota; Dinophyceae; Prorocentrales; Prorocentraceae
Source: the annotation of a GenBank genome assembly
AUGGGUAAGAAAGGGGUUGAGGUGCAUGGCGACGCCGCUUCGCAUGCUCGUUCAGGCCACUCGCGCAGGAGCUCGCUCAGGAAGCCGGACGCUUCAUCAUCCUCGGACAAGAAAGCGGAACCUUGUCUCAACGGCACCAUGCGGUGUUUCUUUCGGUGCGGCGCCAUCAAGGGGACGACGAAGUGCCCGAUCGACCCCGCCAGGGUGAUAGAGUGGGAGUACGAGAACGGCUUCGCGGACAAGUUGUGCGGCCGGGUGUACAAGUCCAAAUACUCUCAUAGGAUGAGCAGGGAUGAGGUCCAGGAGGAGAUCGACGGCCAGGACGGAAGUUUCAGGGAUGAGUUCCUCGGCUACCGAUCGGACUUGGCGGCGCGGUGGAAGAGCGGGAAGAGGGGGUUUAGCGACAAGAAGUCCCCGACGGCUUCCAGGAAGAGGACGUUGAGGAAGCAGAGCCGCCAUUCAACCAAGCUUUUGCCGCCGCCGCCCGACGCGCUGCCAUGGGACGAGUACAAAGAACAGUACGACGAGAAACUCAUGAAAAAGGCUGGCCACAAGUUGACGAAGAUCCAGGGAAAGAAAAUGGUAUUGAUGCCGGCCGAAAAAGGAACCCCAUGGAAGCUCCAGCAGGAGUACGCAACCGACCUCGUUGACGAGGAGGAGAUUGACAGCGGCAACGAGUCGGGGGUCGGCAGCGACGACGACCCCGUCGGAGACAAGUUCGAUGACUUGGUGAAGAUGUCUGACCAUGCAGUCGAGAAGAAGGCGACGGGCAUGACCAUGCAGCAAUUGUUGCAGCUCGCUGCGGAGCAGGGGGCGAAGGCCGCUGCCGGGGCGGAGAAGGGCGACGGCGAGGAGGCCGCGGGCAUCGAUGGAAAGACCCCAUCACCGAACAGUAAGAUGAGAAAGCAGAUCUUAAAGAGGAGGAGGGGCCUCGGCAUCAUAUCCGACACCGAGUCCGACCAGCCAAGGGCCCAGAACAAGAAGAAGGUGGCCAAACCAAAAGCCAGACCCAAACCGACGGCCACCCGUAGACAGACCCCGGCGUUGGAGGGGCCCAAGGACCAGCCCAAGGAGGAGGGCGCUGCGCUGCCGGCCCCCGCCCCAAGUGGCCCUGCUGCGCCCGGCAAGCGCGGCCGCGCACAGCGGGGCGCGGAGGAGAACGCCACGCGCGAGAUGAACGCGUUCGCCUCGGCGACUGCCACGAGCAAUUUCUUCAACCAGCAUUGGUUCACAGCAAACAGGUGCAUCAAACGCUACGUGGAGAAGGCCUUGAUGGAAGAGAACGCCGAGUCCGACCAGCAGAAGAAAGAGCAGAUCGGUUACUACAGGAAGGCUCUCCAGGUCAUCGACGAGGCCCAGCGCGCCUACCAGAAGUGGAUUACUGGGGGCGCGGGCGAAGUUGGCGGUCUCCCAGAUCGGGUCGAACUCAACUGCAGCUUCUUGUGGGAGAUAUUCAUGGAAGCUCGCGCUUCGGCGGCGCCUUUGAUGUCUUACUCGGAGGUGCUGGAACCUCAUCGCAUGACAGCGAUGUUCCCAGACCUCGUGGGCAAGCCCAUCCACUUGGAGCAGCGGCAGGAAAAGUAUGUGCUUAUGAUGGUCGCCAACAUUCUGACUAGCAGUAUGUCCGCUAGCGAUGCCGUCAAGGCGUUGCGCGACGCGCUGGAGCCUUUCCGCCUGGGCGAGAAGCUUGCUGACCGUGUCGGCGGAAAGGCCAUGGCAGAAGACGUGCGCGUCAUGACCAUGCUGGUCGCUGACGUCCCCGAAUCUGCGUCAGUCGAAUCCGUCGUGUCAGAUCUCAAGGAGGCGACUGCCAUGAUCAAGGGGGAUGCAUGCACUGAUGGGGACCUUGGCCCGUUGCUAUCUCAGCUCCGCAAGUACAAGCGGCUGGGCGACGCCGUGGUGAACCGCGCCGUCGACGUCGCUCAGCGGUUGGAGAAGCAGGCCACCUUGACGACGAGGCUGACGGAGAUGAAGGCAAACACCGACGACUUGCUGGCGCGCGACGUUUGGGCGGGCGAAGCGCCCUCCAUCGUCGCGAAGAUCACGAGGGCGUACGAGGACGUUUCCACCGGCGCUGACCCCGAGGAGCCGGCCUGCGUGCGGGCCCUCCGCGGGGAGGUCGAUGAGAGGGUGACCCAGUUGCAUUUCAUGCUCCUCGCGCAGUACAUGGCCGCCUGGACGGCGCAGUUCGGGGACGCGAAGCUUGCGCCGGGUCCGUUCUUGUGCGGCCCAGACGGGUUUGACUUCGCUGGGGCCAGCGAUGGUUGUUCGGUGCUUGCGACCGCGGGCCGCUUCGAAUCUCUCGCGGAGGCCAAGUUCGCCUUGGAGAGGCUGUCGGCCUGGUUCAAGCUGGAGCUCUCGUUGCGCACGGCCAAGGAUCAUGUUGAGAGCCUCCCCUCGGAGACCGUCAAUCAGCUGAUGUGGCUCGCCGACUUCAACCCUUUGAAGGCGUGCGAGGCGAAGCUCAGGCAGCGCGAUGGCAUGGCUCGGGCGCUGCCGUGCAUAUCGAUCGACAGCGUGCGCAUGAUGUUCGUCAAG